This is a messenger RNA of Aedes aegypti (yellow fever mosquito), 1786 nucleotides long. Its product is annotated as organic solute transporter alpha-like protein. Gene Ontology annotation, biological process: transport. Gene Ontology annotation, molecular function: transporter activity. NCBI's taxonomy places the organism in Eukaryota, Metazoa, Arthropoda, Insecta, Diptera, Culicidae. The coding region runs from base 667 to 1629 and encodes 320 amino acids. The record is from RefSeq and is a predicted model, not a curated record. The transcript has 10 exons.
GUAAGUUUAGUUGGUUAGUCUAGAGUUAGCAACCGGGUCGAUCGGUCCGUUCUGAGAAUCGCGCACGCGAGUUCGUACGGCCAAGCUCGACCGCGGGAUUUUUCGCGUUUUAUUUUUUCGGUGAACUUGCGUAAACUAGACAACCGGGAAGCGAGCGCGUGGUGGCUAGUGAUUAACAGAAUUUUAACGGCGCGCAACAAAGACGACCACAGCGACUGCAGUUGCAAUUCUUACGACGAGAGUUCUGUGAAUGCUGCUGGUAGAUGCGUUAACUGGGGAUGAGAUCAAGAAGUGCUUCCUGGUGAUUAUGUACGAAGUGCUGCACUAGAGCAGGGUGUAAUCUCUGCAGCUUGCGUGGGAAAGUGGUUCAAAAAAAAUAACGAUAUCGCGUUUGUCAGCCGACCGAAACCAACCAACUAGUGCCGAGUGCUGAAAGCAACCUGAAAAGCAACUAACUAUGACAUAACUUCAGGAUUGAAGCAAGAGUGUAGAAAAACCACUAACUAAGCGACAUUGUCAUCAAGAAAAGCCGACAUUCACCGGAAACGCGUAACAAAAUGAUUUGAGACAGUUUGAAGUGUUCCCAACCGGUUUAAUCUUGCUGAGACUCUCCCAAUCUAUCUAUCUAUCGCUCUCUGGCACCGUGCACUCAAUAAAACCUUCGUAAUGGACAACGACAGUCUCAUCGUGGACGAGGAAUGGACGGACAACCGGACGACGGUAGCGGUGUCCAGAUCGUGUCCCACCGAGCUACCAACGGUUGUCCAAUAUUUAAAUGGAUUGGACAUCGCCGUAACUGUGAUCAUAGCCAUUACCAUCGUACUUAGCUUUGCAACGUUUGUGAUAUGUGGCAAGAACAUCCGACAGGUGCUGCGAUACACACCCAAGCGAUUCAAAUCGAAGACUAUCGUGGUGCUGAUAAUAUAUCCGAUAGUGACAACGUUGGCCAUAAUAUCGACUCUCAUCCCCAAGUCGUACUUCAUAUGCGACACGGCAUCGCACAUCUACUUCAUGAUCAGCGCCUACGUGUUCUACAGCUUGAUCGUGGACUACAUUGGCGGUGAGGAAGCCUUCAUCCGAUCGAGUGAUACGCAGACGUUCAACGCCAGGACACCGCCCUGCUGUUGCUGUUUGCCAUUCCUGCAGCGAUCGGCUGUUACCAAGAAUCGUCUUCUGUUCACGAGGCUACUCAUCCUUCAGUUGCCAAUAGUUCAAAGUUUGCUCUUUGUAGGAUUGAACGUGGUCUUUGUGGAAGAUGCCGAAAACUUUACCCGUAUAAUUCUGUACUUUGUCCCAUUCAUCGUACUCUCCAUUAUUAUUGGAGUGUGGGGUUUGAAUAUCAUCGUUCGUAUGGUCAAUCCGCUGUACAGUGAAUUCAAAGUGAUGGGCAAGUACGUAGUUCUGCAAGCCGUUUUGAUCCUAUGCAAAGUUCAACCGCUGGUCAUCAUGGGACUAGUGACUUACGUAACUCCAUCGUGUGCCUUCCCAAUGACCUUACAAGUACAAAAGAAUGCUGUAUUCCAAAUGUGCCUUUGCGCGGAAAUGCUGGUACUCUCCCUGUGGGCUUUCCAGCUGUACAAAACUCCUAACAAGAACCAGCAUCUGUUGGAAAAGACGGAGUCGACUUGAGCGAUGCCGUGCUUCAAAGAAGAAAAAAAUGCGUAUCUAAGAUAAAGCAAGAUUCCUUACAAAUCCUAUGAAUAGCAUUCUCGGAAGAAAUCUUCGUGUACUUAGCUGAUAGUAAUUUAAUGUGAUAAAAAUAAAUGUAUGUUGAUAGCUGUUUAAA